Messenger RNA from Daphnia pulex (common water flea), 784 nucleotides. RefSeq lists its product as uncharacterized. The coding region runs from base 109 to 732 and encodes 207 amino acids. NCBI's taxonomy places the organism in Eukaryota, Metazoa, Arthropoda, Branchiopoda, Diplostraca, Daphniidae. The transcript has 2 exons. The record is from RefSeq and is a predicted model, not a curated record.
UCAUUCAUGCCCACUGUGCGAGUUGGUGCUAAAUAAAUAUUAGUAAGUAACACUAUUAAAACGGUAUUCAAACAAAAGCGGUAUAAAACGGUUAUUUUAUUUUAAAUAAUGAGGUUGGGAAGAACUUGUUUGUUGAUCUUAGGAUUUAGUUUGGCUAACGUGGUAAUAUCAGCAAUAGCCACCGAAGCUAACCAGAUCCGAUUUUUCUUUGGUUCCACCUCUCUAUCUUUUGCGACAUUUACAAUAAUUAAAGCAACUACCACGACCACUUCUACCUUUACAUCCGUAACAACAUGUACAACGUCUACGGCAACUCUGACUACUUGCACUAUUGGCCGUCGUCGACGUGGACUCUUUUACGACGACGCUACAGCUAAUGGUCGUAGUCGUAGAGCACUUUUCUAUAACGACGAUGAGACUGAGACAGGCAGCGACUUUCUUUCAAGUGAAAAAAAAAUAAAAAAUCCUCCAAUGGAGAAACCAAACACCUCCAUCGAAGAAUUGUCUUUAAUCCCAUUGGAAAUCGAACCUGGGUUUUCUGCACCAGAGGGAGGCCCUAAUAGAUUUCUUUUAGCAGCAGGUACAUCAACAAUUACAAGCAUAGUUAUUACUACUUCAACAAGCAGUCUGACAGCUAUUUGCAGUAGCACAACUGGAUUCCCGCUCUGUGGAAACACUGGAAAGAAAAUUAAUAUCGUUGAAAAAUUAACACAUAUUUUUUUAAAACAAUGAAUACCAUUCUCGGCUUCUUUGUUGGUCUCAAAUAUACAUUUUAAAAAACCUU